AUGGAUUCCACACAAUUCACAGACAGAGCAUUAGAAAUUGUCACUAAUGCACAAAAACUAUGUCAGCAAAACUCCAAUGCCCAAUUAGUUCCAAUUCACUUUCUUGCCUCAAUGAUUCCGGAAAAUGAGUCUCAGCCGAUUUAUUUGAAGACCAUCAUUGAAGGCUCGAGGUAUGAGUGGGAGCCUGUCAAGAGGGCAAUCAACCAGCAACUCUUAAAGUUACCUUCAACACAGGGUUCUAAUAUGGAGCCAGGCAUGUCUGCGUCUGCGGCGAAUAUAAUCACGCAGGCUGAUAAGAUAAAGAAGGUUCAGAAGGAUUCCUAUAUUGGUCAAGACCACAUUCUAUCUGCUCUAUUGGACGACUCGUCAAUCAAGUCUUUAUUCCAAGGAUUGAAUAUCAAGGUGGAUACUUUGAAACAACAAAUUUUGAAUUUAAGAGGUAAUCAAAGGAUCGAUUCUAGGCAGGCAGAUUCGUCUGAAGAAUAUGAAUUUUUGUCCAAAUAUGCAAUUGAUUUGACCGAGCAGGCUUUGCAGGGUAAGAUUGAUCCUGUUAUUGGAAGAGAGGAAGAAAUUAGAAGAACAAUCAGAGUCUUGGCUAGAAGGGCCAAGUCCAACCCUUGUUUGAUUGGUGAUCCUGGUGUUGGUAAGACCUCCAUUGUUGAAGGUGUUGCCCAAAGAAUUGUUGAUAAUGAUGUGCCAACGGUCUUACAAGGUUGUAAAUUGGUAGCUUUGGAUUUAGGUGCUUUAAAGGCAGGCGCCAAAUACCAAGGUGAAUUUGAGGAAAGAAUCAAGGGUGUCUUGAAUGACAUUGAGAAAUCGAAAACUAUGAUUAUCCUCUUUAUUGAUGAGAUUCACAUGUUGAUGGGUGAUGGUAAAUCUGAUGCUGCUAACCUUUUGAAGCCUGCCCUAGCAAGAGGUCAUUUCCAUUGUAUUGGUGCAACAACUAUAACCGAAUAUAGAAAAUACAUUGAAAAGGAUGGUGCGUUUGAGAGACGUUUCCAAAGGAUUGAUGUUAAGGAACCAUCCGUUAGAGAGACUGUUGCAAUCUUGAGAGGUUUGCAGCCAAGAUAUGAAAUUCAUCAUGGUGUUAGAAUUUUGGACUCUGCAUUGGUGACUGCUGCUCAAUUGGCUUCAAGAUAUUUAACCUACAGAAAAAUGCCAGAUUCUGCAGUUGAUUUGAUUGAUGAAACUGCUGCUGGUGUUGCAGUUGCUAGAGACUCCAAACCUGAAGAAUUGGAUUCAAAGGAAAGGCAACUUGAUUUGCUGGAGGUUGAAAUCAAUGCAUUGGAGAGAGAUAAGGAUGCUGAUGCAACUACCAAGGAUAGAUUAAAGCAAGCUUAUAAGAAGAAGCAAGAAUUGGAAGAAGAAUUGCAACCUUUGAGAGAACAAUUCCAACAAGAAAGACAAGGUCAUGAAGAACUCACUGCUGCUAAGAGGAAAUUGGACGAAUUGGAAAUCAAGGCCCAAGAUGCUGAAAGAAGACAUGAUACUGCAACAGUUGCAGAUAUUAGAAUGUUUGCAAUUCCUGAUAUCAAGGCUAGAAUUCUAAAGUUGGAAGAGGAAGUUGAAAAGGAGGAACAGUCUGCCGAAUAUCUCGUCAAGAAUGUUGUUGGUCCUGACCAAGUUGCAGAAACUGCAGCUAGGUUGACUGGUAUUCCUGUUUCGAAGUUGACACAAGCUGAAAAUGCCAAGUUGAUCAACAUGGAGAGAGAACUAUCAAACGCUGUUGUUGGUCAAGGUGAAGCUGUCAAGGCAGUCUCUAAUGCUAUCAGAUUGUCCAGAUCGGGCUUGGCAAAUCCAAAUCAACCUGCAUCAUUCCUUUUCCUUGGUUUGUCUGGUUCCGGUAAAACGGAAUUGGCUAAGAAGUUGGCUGGUUUCUUGUUUGCCGAUGAGCGGGCAAUGAUCAGAAUCGAUUGUUCGGAAUUGAUGGAGAAGCACUCUGUCUCCAAGUUGAUUGGUACAACUGCUGGUUAUAUUGGUUACGAAGAAGGUGGUAUGUUAACCAACCAAUUACUAAGAAAGCCUUAUUCAGUUAUCUUAUUUGAUGAGGUUGAGAAGGCUGCACCCGAGGUUUUGAAUAUUUUAUUGCAAUUGUUAGACGAUGGUAGAAUUACAGCUGCUAAUGGUACUCUAGUUAACUGUUCAAAUGCAAUCAUCAUUAUGACAUCCAAUUUAGGUGCUAACUUUAUUAACAACUCUAAGGUGACAAAGAUCACUCCUGAGAUAAAGGAACAGGUUAUGUCUGUUGUUCGUGGACACUUCCGUCCUGAGUUCCUCAACAGAAUUUCUGCAACAGUUGUCUUCAACAGAUUAUCGAGACAUGCAAUUGCCAAGAUCAUCAAAAUCAGAUUACAGGAGAUUGAGAAACGUUUCGAAGAGAAUGGUAGACAUCUCAAUUUGAGACUUGAUGAUUCUGCUAUGGAAUACUUGUGUAAGAAUGGUUAUUCCGCUGAUUUGGGUGCAAGACCUUUGAAUAGGUUGAUCCAAAAUGGUAUCUUGAACCCAUUGGCUGUCAUGAUUUUGAACGGACAAGUCGAAGAUAAGGAAGAUGUCAAUGUCACUGUUGACGCAAAGGGUUUGAGGGUUUUACCAAACCAUGAAGCUACUAGUGGCAUGGAUGUUGAUGCCGUUGAAGAUUGGACAGAUGAUGCAGAUGUUGAUGAUGACAUGUAUGAUGAAGAUGUCGAAUUGGACUAA
Pichia kudriavzevii is the source of this 2697-nucleotide messenger RNA. RefSeq lists its product as uncharacterized. The record is from RefSeq and is a predicted model, not a curated record. Gene Ontology annotation, cellular component: cytoplasm; cytosol. The transcript has a single exon. Gene Ontology annotation, biological process: regulation of DNA-templated transcription; cellular response to heat. The coding region runs from base 1 to 2697 and encodes 898 amino acids. Gene Ontology annotation, molecular function: ATP binding; ATP hydrolysis activity; transcription factor binding. Lineage: Eukaryota; Fungi; Ascomycota; Pichiomycetes; Pichiales; Pichiaceae.